Molecule: messenger RNA, 1575 nt
Organism: Symbiodinium necroappetens
Lineage: Eukaryota; Dinophyceae; Suessiales; Symbiodiniaceae
Source: the annotation of a GenBank genome assembly
GAGUUCGGCUUUGCGCUGGACGUGCCGAUCUCGAAUGUAGAUGUUGGCUACGAGAAAGCGCUCAUGCCUAUGAUUAGACCUACUGACUUCUAUCAGCAUCUUGCGGAUCUGGGCAAGCUGAGCGUGCUGUACGGAGACCAGGAUACAGCUGUUCUCACCAAGUUCUGGGCCAGAUUUGCAAUCGUGGAGCCUUGGAAUACAAUCAACGAUUCUUUUGAGGCUGGACUGCUUGUGCCAGAGAGGACAAUCCCUUUGCUACUACACGGGGAUGAGGCUCGGAGCAAGAAGCACCUUCCGAUAAUGGUCGCCAACACGCAUGGAAUUAUCGGAUAUGGAUGCAGAUCUUUCGAGAACUGGUUUCAGGAAGCUCCACUCAUGCGAGAUCAGGCUGGCGGGGUGAACUUGAAAGGGUCUGUGCUGGCGACCCGUUUUCUGCACUUCGUCAUGCAGAAGAAGAGCUAUGGUCCGGACAGCAUCUUCCUCGACCGGAUGUUUGAUGAGCUGGCGAAAGAUCUUGCCAAACUUCAGACGCAGGGCAUCUUGGUGAAUGGCGAGCGGUGGCAUCUGCCCGUCAUAGCUGCCACUGGGGAUUGGCAGUUUUUUGCUAAGGUGGGCCAUUUGACGCGUUGCUACACGCACGUUGCCAAGCGGAGCGGCCAGAGGUCGCUCAACGGCAUCUGUCAUCUAUGUAUGGCUGGAACUGGAAAUCUGGGGUGGGAAGACUUUGUGGACGCGCCACAAUGGAACCAAACGAUGGGCGCGGAGAAUCCAUGGCUGGAAACACCAAUGCUCAUCCGGCGACUACACAAUGAUGCUGCCAACCCAGCAUCAUUCUUUAGGCCUGAUGUGUGGCAUUCUUUACAUCUUGGCUCCGGGAAAUCCUUCGUCGCCAGUUCCAUAGCGGAAUGGUUGCGCGUGAUCCCCGGCAACAACAUGUCGGAGCGCUUCAGCUAUAUCGACAGCGCUGCGCAGAGCUGGCUGCAAGGUCGCAACGACAAACUGUACUGUCGACGCAUUUCCGAUGUGACCAUGGGCAUCGACAGUUUGCAGAAAGUGCCGCUUGGAGGAUGGCAGAAAGCAAGUGAUACAACGCUGUUGCUGGAAUUCUUGGAGCACUUCUGCUCGACCCACUCCGAGUACGCACACCAAGAUGCUAUUCUUCACUGGAUUUGGGUGGCCGCCAGCAAUAUUAACUUGUGCAUGCGCACGCUCUAUCAGGGGGGCCUUUGGCUGGACCAACAUCACGGCCAUACGGCUGCGACUUGCGGGCUCAAUUUUUUGAAAGCGUAUGGUCAUUUGGUUGCCCUGACUCUGGCGGCAAACCGAGACAGGUACCCCGUGACGCCGAAGCUGCACAUGCUACAUCAUCUCUUCCUGGCGUUGAAGACGGAUAGCAGCCGCCACUCAUGGGCCUUAAACAUCCUGGCAACAUCCGUCCAACAGGACGAGACCUUUGUAGGGAUCCUGGGGCGCCAUUCACGCCGGGUGGGUCCGGUGCACUGUGCGCUGCGGACAUUGCAGCGGUAUCUCUGCCACGCUGGCGAGCAGCUCACGCCGGAGUUUCGCCAGGUGUGA